Messenger RNA from Apis dorsata (giant honeybee), 852 nucleotides. RefSeq names its product S-adenosylmethionine mitochondrial carrier protein-like. Bases 229 to 852 code for a protein of 207 amino acids. Lineage: Eukaryota; Metazoa; Arthropoda; Insecta; Hymenoptera; Apidae. The record is from RefSeq and is a predicted model, not a curated record. The transcript has 5 exons. Gene Ontology annotation, molecular function: S-adenosyl-L-methionine transmembrane transporter activity. Gene Ontology annotation, cellular component: mitochondrial inner membrane.
UUAAAUUAAAAAUAAAUAGUUUAGAAUUACAAUAAUAUUUUUUUUAAAUAAUUAUAAAAAUAUGUAUCGUAUAAUUUUUUGAUAAAUAUAAUAAUAAUAAUAUUAAAAUAUUGUUUAUUAUGUUAUUAAUGUUACAUAAAUAUUUAAUGAACUAUUGUGUAUCAGGUUAAAUAUACUCUUAUAUAUGUACAUAAAAGUCGUACUUUAAAUUAAAAAUAUCAAAACAUCAUGACAACGCAUAGUAAAUCAUUAAAUAUGAAAUGUAUUUUCAUUACAUCAUUAAUAGCAGGAGGAUUGGCUGGCACAAUAGUUGAUGUAAUAUUAUUUCCAUUAGAUACAUUAAAAACACGAUUACAAUCUAAACAAGGAUUUAUAAAGUCAGGAGGAUUUUCUAAUCUUUAUAAAGGAAUUCUUCCUGUAACAAUUGGUUCUGCACCAAGUGCUUCUUUAUUUUUUGUAACAUAUGAAAGUAUUAAAAGUAUAGCACAAUAUAAAAUACCUAAAAAAUAUGAUUCUUUUCUUCAUAUGAGCUCAGCAUCUUUAGCAGAAAUGGUAGCUUGUUUAAUAAGAGUACCCGUAGAAGUAAUAAAACAAAAAAAACAAGUUUCGAUGUUAGAUAGAAAAGAUAUUAAUUUUAAAAUGUUGUAUUGUGGUUAUUGGAGCACUGUGUUAAGAGAUAUGCCUUUUAGUUUAAUACAAUUUCCAAUAUGGGAAUAUUUCAAAAAAAUUUGGAGUUUACAUGUUGACAGAGAAAUUCUUCCAAUAGAAAGUGCUGUAUGUGGAGCAAUUGCAGGUUUAAAAUUUAUUAUAUUUAUAUUAUAUAUUAUUAUAUUAUUAUAUUUAUUUUUUUAA